AAGUAGGCGUGUGCUCAGCUAGCUCAAGAAAAUAUACACAGUGACUAUACUAUAGUACUAGUCAAUGCAGAGAUAGAGUAAUUAUCUCUGGUCAAUGGAAGUGGUUUCCUAUGGAUCACAAAGAGAGCCUGAACACUGCCCAACAAACAGUGGCACUGGACACCAAGUACAACACAUUCCGUCCACUACCAAACCAACAUCGUAUGCUGUACCUACGCCGUCGUAAUCAGCUGCUCCAGGAGAAUGCAAAGUACUGCGAUGAUGUCACCAUCCGCCAGUUCUAUCUCCAACAGAGGUCCCUCGUUCUUGCCUCAAAGUACGGCCCUCUAGACAAAAGGUCCAAUAAGAGUAACAACAGUCGCAGAAGUUCCACUAGACACAGUAAUCAUCAGAGCAUGGAGUCCCUUCCACUCUCUGAUAACCAUCUGACCACCAAGUCCCCCCGUGGACGAGGUCCUCUCAUGAGGUCAGGACUGGUACCUACCAAAUCCGCUGAUGCUAGCAGAGCACUGGCUGGUGAUUCCUCACUAGCUGAACAUUAUGCGUUCUGUGGAAUGCAUCACAUUUUUGACAAGCACAAAGACGCAGUGACCAUUGUCCAGUUUUCCCAUGAUGACAAGACUCGGCUGGCAUGUGCAUCACGUGAUGGCACACUGACUGUGUUCAGCCUAGUCUCUGAACCACCCUCUCUAGCUGCCACUCUCAGGGGACACACUAGAGCUGUGAAUGAUUUUGAUUGGUCAGUUGCGAAUGACUUCAUAGUGUCAGCGUCCUCUGAUGGUACUUGUCGACUAUGGGACCCCACUAAUGGCAGCUGUCUCAGAGUCAUCACUGACUCCCCUGGGGCAAGGACACUCAGCUGCAAGUUCCACCCCACCAACAACAACCUGCUGGCUCUUGGUAACAGCAAGGCACAGGUGAGGUUGUUCAAUGUCUCUACUGGGAUGGCUGUCAAGAAUGGUAGUGGCAAGGCAGCUGGAGGAGUGCUGUGUCUAGCAUUUGAGCCAACAGGGGCGGAGUUGUGGGCAGGGGACAGUAAGGGAUCGAUAUUCUCUUACAUUUUAGACAAAAUCACUUGGAAACUGCAAAGGAUCAAACGACUGGUGGUAUCUCAGGGCUCCAUGGUAACGAGCAUCUCGUAUCGUACGUGGGUGAAUCGUGAGGCUCGUGACCCAUCUCUCCUGGUCUCAUGCGCUGACAGCACUCUGCGACUGUUCCGACUCCUACCAAACAAAGACAUUUACCUCAAACGCAAGUUCUCUGUGGCCCACUCCACUCAACCAGUCAAGAGUGCCUUCUGUCCUCUCAUGAGCUUCCUUCAGGGUGCGUGUGUGGUGUCAGGGGGUGAGGACGGAGGGGUUCAUUUCUUCGAUGUAGACAGUGGUGCUAUAGUGAAUGAGUUACAGGGACACUCCAGUCCAGUCCUCUCUGUGGCCUGGACCUAUGACGAGAGCUUGCUGGCAUCAUGUGACAUCGAUGGAACAGUGAUUGUAUGGAAGAGAGGUGGAAAAACUUAAAUCACAUACGCUUAAUCUCCUAGCUAUAAUAUUACUUUUUGUGUUUAAUAGUAUGUUUCCUCACAAUAUUAAUGUUAUUGAAUUGAAAAACCAACAAUAACGAUGUAUCACAAAAGUUCUAUAUUAUACUCAAAAAUGGCUAUUCUUACGUACACUAAAGUUCAAACUUCAUGUGCUACAAAAGAGCUAAGAAAUCACUUGAAAUACACACAAUGACAGUACACUAGUGUCUGAACUAUCAUACAGUCUUUCUGUCAGUCAUCACUCGAAUAAUAGAUCC
Messenger RNA from Halichondria panicea, 1797 nucleotides. Its product is annotated as WD repeat-containing protein 13-like. The coding region runs from base 111 to 1517 and encodes 468 amino acids. The record is from RefSeq and is a predicted model, not a curated record. Lineage: Eukaryota; Metazoa; Porifera; Demospongiae; Suberitida; Halichondriidae. Gene Ontology annotation, molecular function: promoter-specific chromatin binding; protein binding. The transcript has 13 exons. Gene Ontology annotation, cellular component: nucleus.